AUGGACGGCGUUCUACCGGGUGAUGUAGUGUUGGAUUCGGUGGAGAUGUGGGUGCAACUCCAUGACCUACCGAUGGGGUAUACAUCCGAGCUGAUUCAGGAGCAGAUUGGGAAUUUUCUCGGCAAGUUUGUUAUGUGCGAUGAUCGUUUCACGGGGGCACCAUGGCUUAACUUCUACCGCAUCCGAGUAGCCCUUCCGGUAGAUAAGCCUAUUAAACGCAAGAUGAAACUCCUUAAGCGUGAUAGAACGUACAGCUGGGUGACAUUCAGGUAUGAGAGACUCCAUAAUUAUUGUUUCUUUUGUGGCAUGCUGGGGCACUCCUACAAAUUUUGUCUAAAGGCGCGCGAGUCGACCAUUCCGAUCGAUCAGUACCCUUUUGGCGCAGACUUGCGCGCCGGUCACAGUCGGGGGCCGAGAGCAGUAGGGGAAAAGUGGCUGGUUCCGGUAGGGGGUUUGCCGUUGCCGGAUGCGGUACCGACGCCGCCUAGCGGUAGCAGCGCUGAUGACGCAGUGGGUACGGUCACGGGGGCUGUGGUGGAAGCAGAGGUUGUUGCCGUGUCCAAGCGACGACGUGAAGGGCCGCCAGCUGCCUUACGUAGGCGGGGGAGUGGCAGUAGUGAUGUUGCAAUGCAUGACAUGUCAAAAAACUUGCACAUGGCGGGUUCUAGUUCCCAGGCCCGCCCGUCAUCAUGA
Ipomoea triloba (trilobed morning glory) is the source of this 693-nucleotide messenger RNA. RefSeq lists its product as uncharacterized. The record is from RefSeq and is a predicted model, not a curated record. Bases 1 to 693 code for a protein of 230 amino acids. NCBI's taxonomy places the organism in Eukaryota, Viridiplantae, Streptophyta, Magnoliopsida, Solanales, Convolvulaceae. The transcript has a single exon.